GUUUUGUUGUGUGGAUGAUGUGAUUCCUUUAGUUGACAUUUCUCCUUUCUUAUUUGGCCACAAGGUAUCACAGAGUCAACUCAGUAGCCCACUUUGGCAUAGGUAUAGGACUCUAUUUUUCAAUAACUAAUAACACUAUUAUAUACCUUUUAUUUCCUACCUAUACUUGUCCUUGAGCCCCAAUUUUCUCAUCUACUUUACAUUGUUUUGUUUUAUUUAAUGCAUUUUGGAGGCUUCUCCUCUGACACGGCACUCCUUCCUUCUGAGUUCAUUUUUCUUCUUGCCAACAUACAUUAGAAGUUCUUUCAUUAAAGGAGGACUGACACCUUUCCAAUAUUGGGUCUUCUUUUAUUCAGUUCUGGAGACUGGAAGUCCAAGAUGAGAGUACUGGCAUGGUUCUGGUGAGGAUACUUCUUACAGAUGGCCAUCUUCUCUCUGUGUGCUCAUGUGGGGGAAGGGAGACAACAUAUCUGGCUCAUUGACAAGAUCACAAUCUGAUUUCAAAGAUGUGUUCUACAAACCCAGGCAACUGGGUCACAUUUGAUGAUGACCCCGAAUUUCAGACUUCUCAAAGGUCAAAGAAUUUACCUCUGGAAAAUCAAGGCAUCUGUAGGCCAAAUGGACUUAAGCUGAACCUUUCUGGUCCUAAGGAGUUUCCCAGUGGAUCUUCCUCCACCAGUAGUACCCCUCUCCCCUCACCCAUCAUAGACUUUUACUUCAGUCCAGGACCUCCAAGUAACUCUCCUCUUUCUACACCUACCAAAGACUUCCCAGGAAUUCCUGGCAUCCCUAAAGCAGGGACUCAUGUGCUCUAUCCUAUUCCAGAAUUAGCUUCAAACAGUCCACUCACAACACCUGGAGCAGAUUCUUCCUUAUCGCCUACUCAACCAACCUGUUUAUCACAUGCUCCCUUUCCCAGUGACCUCUCAUGUCCACAUCCAGCUCCCAAAGUGGGUCUUCCAGAUGAAGUCAGUUCUCCGCAAACUGAAAGCCUAGGGUUCCAAAGUGAUGCUCUCCAGUUUCAGUAUUUCCGGGAAGACUGUGCCUUUUCAAGUCCAUUUUGGAAAGAAGAAGGCAGUGCUUCUCAGUUCACCUUUGACCCUCCAGGAAGCAGAAAGGGGUUCCCAUCAAGAGACAAAGAAAUGACAAUCGAUCAAAAAAGCCUAAACCAGUGUUCACUCAACUACAUCUGUAAGAAGCUUGAACAUCUGCAAUCAGCUGAGAACCAAGAUUCAUUUGGAAAUUUGUCCAUGCAAUGUCUCUAUGCUGAAGACACCACCUCUUCCUUUGUUCCCCUCACUCUUUUCAGGAGUCAGCCCAAAACUGGAUGGUCUUUCAUGUUGAGAAUUCCUGAGAAGAAGAACAUGAUGUCCUCCCGUCAGUGGGGACCAAUUUUUUUAAAAGUCUUGCCUGGAGGAAUUUUGCAAAUGUAUUAUGAGAAGGGGUUAGAAAAACCAUUUAAAGAGUUACAACUUGAUCCACAGUGCAGACUUUCUGAACACAAAAUUGAGAACUUUAGUGUAACAGGAAAAAUCCAUACUGUGAAGAUUGAACAUGUGUCUUACACAGAAAAAAGAAAAUACCACUCUAAGACAGAAGUUGUUCACGAGCCAGACAUAGAACAGAUGCUAAAGUUGGGGUCCACAGAGUACCAUGACUUCCUCGACUUUCUGACUACUGUGGAGGAGGAGCUGGUGAAGCUGCCAGCUGUUUCAAAACCAAAAAAGAAUUAUGAGGAACAAGAAAUUUCCCUUGAAAUUGUGGACAACUUUUGGGGUAAAAUCACCAAAGAAGAAGGAAAAUUGGUUGAAAGUGCUGUGAUAACUCAAAUCUCUUGCCUCUGCUUUGUGAAUGGGAACACGGAAUGCUUUUUAACGUUGAAUGAUCUUGAGUUGCAGAAGCGAAAUGAACACUAUUUUGAAGCAGACCCAGAAAAGAAGGGGAUUGAUAUUCUGGAAUAUCAUUUUCAUAAGUGUGUGAAAGCACAAGAAUUUGAGCAAUCGAGAAUCAUUAAGUUUGUACCCCUGGAUGCCUGCCGGUUCGAGCUGAUGCGCUUCAAGACUUUGUAUGGCGGGGAGGAUCUCCCGUUUUCCCUGAAGUCUGUAGUGGUUGUCCAGGGGGCAUAUGUGGAGCUUCAGGCCUUUGUCAACAUGGCCCCCCUGCUUCAGAGAUCAUCCCAGGCCAGUUCCUUGAGGUCCUGUGACAACAUAAUGAUACACUUUCCUGUCCCAUCACAGUGGAUCAAGGCUCUCUGGACUAUGAACCUCCAGAGGCAGAAGUCCCUGAAAGCCAAAAUGAACCGCCGGGCAUGUCUGGGGAGUUUGCAUGAACCUGAGUCUGAACCUGUCAUCCAGGUCACCUUGGGGUCAGCAAAAUAUGAGAGUGCCUACCGGGCCGUGGUAUGGAAGAUAGACCGGCUUCCUGAUAAACAUUCAAGCCCGGAUCAUCCCCAUUGUUUGUCAUACAAACUGGAACUUGGGUCAGACCAAGAAAUCCCCUCCGAUUGGUAUCCAUUUGCUACUGUUCAGUUUGGGGUACCUGACACCUCUGCCUCGAGGACGGAGGUCAGGUCUCUGGGGGUGGAGAGUGACGUCCAGCCGCAGAAACACGUUCAUCAGAGAGCUUGCUACAACAUCCAGGUUGAAAUAGAAAAGAAAUGGAUUAAAAUCGACGGAGAAGACCCAGAUAAAGCCAGUGACUGCAUAACUCAGUAGGAGUAGCAAGAGUGAAUGAUGACGACCCACUUUUCAUACAGUUAAUUUACAGAAACCACACACAGUUCUGCUGCCGCAUAGUGGCAAUGACUUCUGAAUAGAGGGCUAAGGACAGGUCCAGUGGCUGUGUUUAGAGAAGUUUAGACCUGAAACCAAACAACAUAUUUUCUGCUUUUGAUAUGUUUGUGCCCCACACAUUUGAUCUAAAUUGUGUCUAUAAUUUGUGUGAUGUUUCUGCUUCCUAUUGAAACUCAAAGGUGCUGUUAUUCAAUGUGUGGCCCAACAGCCAGCUUGGCUAAAGGGUUUUUGGGUUUUGAUUACUCAGUGGCUGAUUGUUUUGUGCUCUGGAUUACCCGGGUGUCGUAUUUAUUAUCCUGUAGUCCCUACUUCUUCUUGCUAUGUCCGCACCUGUCCUGGAGGGUGAGCCAAUCAGAGGAAACAAACCACAAUACUGAAUUUUCCCUCUUGCUCGUCUCUGAAAUGUGGCUAGGCGCAGAAUGAUGCUGAAACCACAAGCUAAAGUGGAGGAGAUGUGGCAGUGUCUGUGAUUUUGAAUGAUUAUCUUCCUGUCCUCUUACCACAUUGUGAGUAAUCAUCAGCUGUGUUUGGUACCUGUCUUUCCCUUGUGGUAUUAUUGUUUUAAAAAAUGUAUUAGUAUUCUGAUGUGUGUUGCAAAAAUCUAUUUCUGUUGAUAUAUAUAUAUAUUAGUACAAGUCACUAAGACCUAUUGCCUUUCACUAAGACAGAUUUCUUUAAAAAUGGAAUCUCAGUAUUGGACACUAGUUAAAAUAUUUAUGUACAUUAAAGAUGAGUUUUUAAAGUUCAUGAAUCUUUCCCCAAAGUACAGACUCUUAAGAAUGUGUUUUGAUAAAGUUUUAUUUGUGAUUAACACAAGCCUUUCUUGAGUAGAAGUCUAACUCAUAUUAUGAUUAUUUUAAGCUAGUUCUACUAAAUUUAGAGUAUUUUUCUUUAAAAGAAAAAGGAAAGGCACGAGAUUAUUUUCCCUAGAUUUUUAAGAAGUGACAUUUUAUUCUUCAGUUAGCUAAAUGCUUGGUUUCUAAUGAAAAUCCAAUGGCAUUCACAGUUAUAAUUCUGCUUAUAAUUUCCUUUCAAUAUUUACAGCAAAAGGUCAAAUUAAAAAAUUUAUGAAAUCUAUAUUCUAGAUAUUUCUUAGCCUGAAAAACAAAGUCUUCCAUUUGGUAUUAAUACACCUUUAGUUUAUGUUGACUCUAAAAUAUUAUUAGGAGGUAUUUUUCUCUAUUUACCAGAUUUGUUUUGAAUCAACCUGAUAUAAUAAUGUUCUCCCAAACAACAUUUAUUUGUCAGCCCAGAGUUUAUGUCUUAUGUUUUAUUUAAUAUUGUGUUACAUUCAUUGUACUGUGUUCCAAAACCAGAUUAAAGCAAACAUGUAUGAUGGUUUGUAUCAAUCAGCAGAUUUUAUUGCUUUUCAUUAUUUUGCUGUAACAGCAAGGAAUGCAAAAGUUGACUGUUAAAAUGAAUUGUUAUUGCUCUUUUUAACUCUACUUGAUGCAUUCUUCAUAAUAUCAUAUGCUUGAGACUCACUGUUGAUGUAUAGAGGGGCACAUCUGUAUGUACAUUAUGUUAAAAAAAAUCUGCCAUCUUUCUCCAUCAUCCGCUGCAGCACAUUCUGGAGCGACUUCAGUUUGCUCAUUGCUCAACACAAGCACGGAGAUGUCUGGAGGUGAUGCUGCUCCAGCUCCCAGGGAAGUCAGCGGGGUUAGUUACUGCCAUUGCUUUCAAAUCUGUUUGGUGGCAUCCUGCCUAUAAACAACUCAGACUCUGAUUCACUUGAACUUAAUGAAUAUUUACACCUCAAAAUAAUUUCAGCCAAGGGUUCAAUUAAUUACCCCUCAUGCUGCACAGGUUGCCUGGUAUCUGUGGCUGCCUCACUGCUGGGGUCACUUACUUCUCAGCCAUCCAGGUUUCAGGAGCAUCUCAAGAUUCACUGUUGGAAACACAGUAACAAACCGCUGACUAAAGCCCAAAUUGAGUUUCCACUGCAAUGCAGAGGUUGAUAGCAUUAACAGCGGGGUACUAUGGCAUAAUUGUUAAUUUGCACAUCUAUUAGGAUCCUUAAAUAUUCAUUACUUAACGUUAAAUUAACAUUCUUUUAAGGGAGGAGAGGCUUUUUUAUACAAUUCUUCUGACCUCAGAAAUGGCAGGUCAAAUGUGCUAUAAGUGAAAAAUCAGGUAGGGUCCACUUAGACUUACACAUUAAGAAGUAGACUCUCCUUUGCUAGAAAGUAAACGAUGAUCUUAGAGACAACAACUACAAUAACAUAAACCCCUGCUUUUAAGGUUGGGAAGGACAGAAGAGAGUGAAGGAGGAACUACUCCUUUCCAGGAUUUUAGUUUAGGUAAUGUAGAUGAACCCUUUCUGAGUUUGACCAUUCAGGGGCCAGUCAUGUGACUGACGCAUGGCCUGCUUCCAAGGACUGGACCAGUGUCUGACUAGCUGACCUGCUCCGGUUGUUCAGGUCUGGUCGUCUUACCAGUCAAAGGAUCAUAUUAACUGUGUAAGUGAAUUCAUGGCUUGAUGAUUAAUUACCUGAUCAAUUGUACAGAUCAGAAUUUAAGGACAUUUUCUUUUUCUAUGGGAAUAGAAAUAGCGUAUUCAUUUAAAAAGGUAUGAACAAAUACUUUUCAGCACAUAAAUAAAGGCUGGAUGUGUUUUGAAAACCUGAUUUAUAUAUUAGUUCUAGGGUUUAGUCCCUUCAUUCUGAAGCUGUGUGUAUGAUAGUACCCUUUUCUUAUAAAUUCAGUUAGCAGGCCUUCCUUAAUAAUGAUGAAGUAUUAUAUCGCACUUAAAAUAUUACUUUGUCAUAGCAACACAAAUAUAAAACAGAUUGAGCCUUAAUAAUUGUGUAACAAAGUAUUUGGUAGAUUGCAUAUUGGUUUUUAAAAAUUAAAGAUGUAUUUCAAAUGA
Messenger RNA from Phyllostomus discolor (pale spear-nosed bat), 5661 nucleotides. It is a transcript of the gene STON1, whose product is annotated as stonin 1. Gene Ontology annotation, molecular function: clathrin-cargo adaptor activity. The coding region runs from base 507 to 2714 and encodes 735 amino acids. The transcript is spliced from 6 exons. Gene Ontology annotation, biological process: regulation of endocytosis; synaptic vesicle endocytosis; clathrin-dependent endocytosis. The record is from RefSeq and is a predicted model, not a curated record. Gene Ontology annotation, cellular component: synaptic vesicle; AP-2 adaptor complex. NCBI's taxonomy places the organism in Eukaryota, Metazoa, Chordata, Mammalia, Chiroptera, Phyllostomidae.